CCUCAGUGUCAUCGUGACCUCGUUUACUUGCGUCGGUAAUUCUCGGCCAGUCACUUUCUUCAGGUACUCUUUGACGUCUCGCUCCAAAGCCCAGAUGUCGCCUUCCACCUUCCGGACCAACGUCAUGUGACGGUUCCCGUGGGUCACGUCAGUGUACACUGGGAUGUUGUGCAUGCGGGAGCGGCGGAUCAUGUAAGGGAGAGCCGGCGGGGACUCUGCCGGGGGGGUCCAACCGGACGGGGUCGGCCCGAGGUGCUUGGGCGGAGAGGGCACCCGCGAUGGCGGGAUGAGACGCUCGACGAAGUGAUAUUCCUCCGUCGACUCUUGGAACGGCGCGUCUGUGGCAUAGGAGCACCCGAGCCUUGCGGAUGUAAUAGGAGAUCCCGGCGUCCUCCUGUGUAGACCGAAGGCUCCUCGCAACGACACCGUGCGAAUUGCGAGUCUCAAGUUGUUCUGAGCCCGACCGCCUCUUCUCACAGUAAAGGACAGCAAGAAGGAUUGGGAAAUUGACAGAAAACAAUAUAUGGACCGAGAAUAUGCGGACAACGGCGAGGCCAUCGCACUCAAUAAACACAAUGACAUUGAGGCGACGGUAUCCCCUUCAGGCAAAGAGCAUCGGCCCAUUAAUAUGAAUCACUACGCCACUAAGAAGAGUGCUGCUCAGAGCAUGCUAGAUGUGGCCUUAUUGAUGGCCAACUCGUCCCAAUUAAAGACAGUUCUCUACGUUGGGCCUCAGUACAGAUUCUACAUCCCUCUUGUUGUCUUAUUGUCUUUGUCCAUCACGCUGCAAGUCAUCGUUGGCCUAUUGCUUGUCUUUAUAGUGAAGUACGACUUGAAUGAUGUGCGCAAACACGCCAAGUUGAACAGAAUGAACAAUGUGGCAACUGUCUUGGUCUUCUUCACGGUGCUCAUCAACAUUUUCAUAACAGCUCUGGGCUUCGAAGGACACGCUCUCAGACAAUCGCAACAUGGCAUGAUGUUAGAAGCACCACCACAGAUGUCGCCUCAGCAUUCUGAGCUCAACAUGACGACUGCCUUGCAUUGACAACAAUAAACGUCCAAUUUGCCACUAGGCACUAGACGUCAAAUCCAUUCUGAAUGGUUUGCUAGCCUCUCCCAGUCAAACUGAUUGGACGUCUAAUGCCGUCAAUCGCAGCCAAUAGGUUAAUACAGUGAUCCCUCGCUACUUCGCACUUCAAACUUCGCGCCCUCAGUCCAUCGCGGAUUUUUUUCCAAUUAAAAAAUAAAUAAAUACAGAUGAGCUGUCCCGAGCCGAUCGCGUAGUCUCCCUCUCCCUCCCUCCCUCUCCCUGCUCUUUGUUGGACAGGCAGUGCACUGGAGUAGCUUAUUAAAGUUAACGAUGAUUGACAGACGGUUAAGGUUUGAUCUUAACAGAGACUCGAACUUCAAAGUGACGCAUGCGUCAAUCAUCAUUUAACUCGGCUCUAGAGUCACAUGCGGCUCUUUAGCGCUGCCCUAGUUGCUCCCUGGAGCUUUUUCAAAAAUGUUUGAAAAUGGAAAAAGAUGGAGGAGGCAAAUAUAUUUUUAAUUUUAAUAUGGUUUCUGUAGGAGGACAAACAUUAACUCAUUCACUCCCAGCCAUUCUCACCGGAGCAUGGCCCUUCGCUCCCGGCCGUUUUACUGGAUUUUGACUGAGUUUGCAAGGCCCACAGAAAAUUUUGUUUUAUUGCUAUAUAAACAUGGAACCCACCAAAAGAAAGAUUAGACUCUCUUCUUUUAGCAGAAAAAAAGUAAGUUCAUAUCUUUUUCCAUUCUUUAGAAAUCAGCAUUAGAAAAUUGCUUAGUUUGAGCAACUUUCCAAUUUCUGAUGAAAAAAAACGGAGAAAAUGUGCUUUUUGUAAACGCAUACAUUUCAAACAUAACUUUGACUUUAACACAGCUAUUUUUUGCUUUAGUUACAUCCCAAACAUCUGAAUAAUGUUUUACUUUUACAAAAUAACAUAAACAACCGGACAAAUAGAGCUUUUGAUAGCAAAGUAACAAUUUAUUUACACAUAACUAACUGAUAGAUGACGCUUGGUGGCUGCGACAGCGAGUUAAACUUUUCCCUCAUCGCCGCCUGACUCGUAAACAUGGAUUUUUUUUUUAGUCUUUCUUUUGUGGUGACCACUGCCUAGUUCGCCUGGGGAACUUGUGUUCCUGGGGGGGAACUGGUUUGGCCGUGCGGGUUUCCGUGCGGGACACUGGAGGGCGCGGGCUCUCCUCGGCGAGCAGCACUGACUCAACUACGCUGUACUGGUUGAAUCGGGUUGGGGGUCUUACCAAAUGUGCUACUGCCCUCCAGUGGCCAGUUUUAUUGCUUUAAAAUGGGUUUUGAGCUUUGUGCAUUCUAUCUUAGAUACAUGGGAACCUAUAGAUGCCGACUGUCAAAAAAAAAACAACAACAACAAUGCAAAAGAUGUAUAAAUACGUUUUUGGGACACUAAAGCAAUUAAAAAUAGAACGUAUUUAUACGUUUUUUUGGAGAAAAUGAGUUAAUAUUGUAAUGAAGUUAAACUUGAGGCGGCAUCGUGCACCAGCAUGGUCACAUGGUGCGUCAAUCUCUAUAGGAUGCACUGCAGAUAAAAUAAACAUUUCAUAUUAUAUUAUCAUAUAUACAUUAUAUAUCAUAUUUUCCACACUAUAUGGUGCACCUUCAAUGAAUGGCCUAUUUUAAAACCGUUUUGAGCAAAAGGGAAUCUCAUAUUAUUAACCAAUACUGAUCCAUACAUAAAGAAAUCAGAUUAUAAGGCGCACUGUCGGCUUUUGAGAAAAUUAAAGGCUUUCAGGUGCGCCUUAUAGUGUGGAAAAUACGUUAAUCAUGAAGGCUAAUUAUGUAUUUGUAGCCAACUUUUCGCUUUCGUUUUGAUAGUAGGCUAAUAUAGCUAUUAUAAGUACAAACAGUAUGUGUUGCCUUCAUUAUAAGGCUUAUAAAAGGCUUUCAAUUUUUAGUGGCUCCAUUUUUUGUUGUUUUUUUGCUCCAGUAUGACUCUCAACAUUUUGAGUAGCCGACCCCUGGUUUAACUUGUUAAACAGUUGCUGUGGCAACUCAUUGUGUGUAAGUGAGCAGCUUGAGCGGAUUUGAGUGGACUCACCCAAUGAAGCAUUUAAUAAAGCCAAGCAUUUUUGUACUUUAUUCUUGUUUAAAAAUAAUUCGGUGGGACAGUAACAUGUUUAAAAUGUAUGGUUAUUACAUUUAAAGUACUUAAAAACCAUUUAUUAAAUUAUAUAUUGAAGGAGAUAGAGCAUAAAUAGAGAUAGGAGUUUGCAUUAUUCUAACACACUUAAUAUAAUCAAUCAGGGAAUAGUAUCAUUUCUCAUAUUUACUGUUUGACUGUUUGUAUUACUCUAACACACCCAAUAUAAAAUAAAUAGCACUUAUACCAUAGUUUAAGGGAAAAAAAGCAGAAUAUAGGGCAUAAAAGAUACACAACGCCUUUUUAUCACGGAAGCCCAACAUGUGCGGCAAGAGCAAGAUUGACGCUGACGAGCCCACGUCAGCACCACCACCUCUCGCAAUCAGUUCUCCCAGACAGUCCAGAACAAAUGGCGGGAUGCCCUGUCCUAAUACAAGGAACACCGGAGAACACCCGAUAUCCAAUGGAUAACACGUCUGAUAAGACUCCAAGAACCCCUUUGACGCUGAGGAGGCAAAAUCCACAACUCUCGUUGCCCUGAAUAGAGUAACUCCCGGAUCCUCCUGUCCAAUCCACAAACAGACAAUAAUCCCAAACACACCCUUCUUCCUGCCCACGGUCCGCCCCGCAAGAGCCUUCAAAAGACUGAAUGUUUAACUAAGCGUUGUCAUUUUUCUCGGGAAUCUUUUGUUGACGUGUGAUAGCGUGACCUUGACACCCCGCCUUUGUUUCUGUUUCACCUUGCCGUUUUGAUCGCUGUUGACCUGAAUACAUUGUCAACUUGUUUUCGGUGAGCCUUCUUUAAACCUUUCAAAAUGGGGUCAGUACAAAGGGUUAAGACUAAGGUGAAAGCGCAGAGUUUUGCCUUCUGGCCGGAUUGUCGGGAUCUCGCCGGCCCGGGUCGUUGGAGCUGCGCCAGCGCAGGUCCGCAGUUUGGCUGGCGCGAUUCCGGCAGUCUGGCUAGAAGGUCAGGUUCCUUCAAUCUACAGUGCCUUGCAAAAGUAUUCGGCCCCCUUGAACCUUGCAACCUUUCGCCACA
Corythoichthys intestinalis (scribbled pipefish) is the source of this 4176-nucleotide messenger RNA. RefSeq lists its product as uncharacterized. The transcript is spliced from 5 exons. Bases 524 to 1045 code for a protein of 173 amino acids. Lineage: Eukaryota; Metazoa; Chordata; Actinopteri; Syngnathiformes; Syngnathidae. Gene Ontology annotation, biological process: tissue regeneration; cell adhesion. The record is from RefSeq and is a predicted model, not a curated record. Gene Ontology annotation, cellular component: membrane.